GAUUAUGGAUACUUUAUAAAUAUUAAACAAUAAUACUAAGUACUCACUUACUAGUAUUAGUAUAGUAUAAUAAUACUUGUCUACUCAUACUAAACAUAACAUAAUGGUAUCUAAUUUUAUUUUCUAGUCUUAUUGAGUUUUCAGCGAUUUCGGUGAAACGUACAUUAACAUCGCAUUGUCGUGUCUGAUUCGUGAGGUCAUUGUGUGAUGUAUACAAAUAAUACUUUACUGAUACAUAGGUAUGAAUAUUAUAUCAAAAAUUGGUAUGUAUAUAUAAAGAAGAAAAUAAUAUGUGAAAUGUGAAAACGAUUACAGUAAUAUCAUCACACUGACACUGUGGUGUGUGACUAUACUGCACUUCAGAAAAUUCAAAAUAGUGGGUGAGGGCCGAAGGGGUUAGGUUGUCGGUAGGGAUUUGUGAUUCCGAUAGAAUGAAAUAUAGGUAGGUACGGUUGGCCAAUUUUGUACACGAUGGUCACUGGUGAGUAACCGUCUCGAAAACCCGGGAGAGCUUCAAGGCUCCCAUAAUGCUGUAUACUUUGUAUGUAACCUAAACAACUAUAAUAUGAGAAUUCUGGAAGGGAGAUUUGUACAUAAAAGCAUGAUAUAGUAUCAACAUAAAAUAAUUCACGUAUAUAUUAUAACGUGAUAUUUCGCUGUUUGUCUGAUCAUUUCGAGUCAGCACGCUGUCGGUGCGAUACUGCGAUUCGUGCAGUUUUUUUUUCAUAACUGUAUUUAUGAGUUGGAAUAUUGUAUUUUAUUUAAUGCGUUUAUUCUAUACUGCUAAACUUAACUAGUAGUUCAGUUAAUGUAACAAGUGAUCAUCACAGUUAACAAUCGAAUAUAUUAAGGAUAUAUAACUAACACUAUCAUGUUCGUUCCUUUACUUUUAUUCGUGUCGUUGACGGAUGUUUUCGGUUAUUAUUUAGCUGAUUUGACUAUACCUCGAAACCCGCACGAACAGUCGGAACACAUUUACGAAAAAUGUUUGUCAAUGAACAAAAUUGUCUAUGAAGACCGUUGUUGGGACUUGUUGACUAAAGGACCGUGCGAUGAGGGACAGUGGUUGGUAUUGGACAAAGUGUCAGACGAAGACCAACUGCAAGGGUCACUCCCGUUGAGGGCCAAGUGCAAGAGACGCCGAUGCAGCGAGUCGGAUGUGUACUGGCCACGCGACGGGUUUUGCCACGACGAGGAAACGGCUAGGCGUGACCGACUGUGCGCCAGCUCGGACACCGUGUUGGCCACCGAUGAGUACGGUGACGGAUACUGCAAGUGUCAAGACCGUGGCAAAGUCCCUUACGUGCAGGUUGUUUCCGCUGACGACGACAGUGACCAAGACUCGCAGCCAUGUUAUCCGGUGUACUCUAAGGGUGCGUGUCCCAGGAAUCACGUGAUAACGCCCCACAGGACCAGAUACGGAAUCUGCACGGUGGACGAGUGCGCCGAGGAACGGCGCCUGACCGAUUCGUCGUCACCGUUGCCGCAGUGGUCUCGUUCGCAACAACAGCGACAGCAGCCAUUGUCACUCGCCCGGUGGACCGACGGACAGUGUUACGAGCUGGGCACGCGGGGCCCAUGCACCGGACACGAGCAGUUCGUAGUACUCCGUGCCACGAUGCGACCGGAUUGUGUCAAGCUGUCUAUCGAGCUAACAGUAUUACCCAAGACCACAGACCGUCCGGGGUGCAAGACCGACCACUGGGGAAAUUGCGAAGCAGGGGUAGAAGUGUCGACAACGCCUAACGAAUUAAAAGACGCAUUGCUCAAGAAUGCCAAAAAGUACAGUCAAAGGGCCCAAAUAAGGCGAGCUAGCCUGCUCGAGGGUCGUCGUCAUCUGUUGCAGUGGUAGCCAUUGAGUAGGUACCUAUCUAGUAUCUAUAUAUACUGUUUAACCAAGCAUGGCGUGAGUAUUUAAGAUAUUCAGAAGUGGUAGGAGGGAGUUGGAAAUUAAGCGUGUAUAAAUGGUCGUUGGACAAAAAAGUGUUUCUACUAGUUAUAUUACACGCAAAAAAAAGAAUUUUAAAUGUA
Messenger RNA from Myzus persicae (green peach aphid), 2031 nucleotides. RefSeq lists its product as uncharacterized. Bases 872 to 1852 code for a protein of 326 amino acids. The transcript has 3 exons. Lineage: Eukaryota; Metazoa; Arthropoda; Insecta; Hemiptera; Aphididae. The record is from RefSeq and is a predicted model, not a curated record.